AUGAAUUAUUUGGAUGAUUCAUCUCUUGGAAAUUUUUAUCAAUUUCCUUCUUGGCCAACAACCAUAACUCGAUCACAAACAAGUUUACCAAAUAAAAAUACUAAUCAUAUGUUUAAAUUACGUAUUGAUAAUCGAAAUCAAAUUGAAACUUUAUCAAAAACACGUCUUAGUCGACAUAAUGCUAUGAUUGCAAGAGAAUUACGUGUUUUUUCACCUCCACCACUACAUCAACCAACUCCAACACCAGAUAUUUGUUCAACAAUUGAUCAAUCAUCAUUAAUCUCAUCGAAUUAUCUACCAUGUCAUUUAAAACCUAUUCGAGUGAAAUCAGCUACAUUAAGUGUUCCAGUAAACACAAAUUCUGAAGAAAUUUUAUUAAAAAAUUUUCCAAAACAAACACAUGAAAGACGUAAACUAAUGCAAGAAAGAAUACGACAAAAACAACAAACUCUAAAACAUGCUCAAGCGGAUUCAGAUACUUGGUUUCAAUUGAGAGAAUCAUUAGCUGAAUUAAAACGUCUUGCAACAAAUGAAGACGUUCUUGUAGAUCCAACGACAUCAAUUUUUAAUUGUGAUGGAUUUUCUUUUGAAGCACUUAAACAAGUUAUUAAUCAACAAUCUCAAGAAAUUAAAGUCAAUAAACCUAAACAUGAAUCAGGUAAAUAUUCAUCAAUGAAUACAGCGCCUUCUUCAAAGAUUAUUCGUACACCAACGAUGAUGCCAACUUCACAAAAUUCUUUAUCUCGUUCUCGAAUAAAACGACGAUCAACAGAAACUUAUCCUCAUUCAACCUUUGAACUAUUAACUGUAGCAACAAAACCACUUCAUUCUCCUAUGUUAACUGCUAAUAAUCAUUCAAUAAAAACAAAAACUAAACAACUACAGUCAUCAUCAGCAACAUCAAGACGUAUUCGCUCUGCUUCACCAUCAAUAGUAAUACCAUCUAUUAUCGGAAAACAUGUUCAAUUAUUAGCAUCUGAUGUAUCCAAUAAUGAUGAUUCUCUAGUAUCACCAAUACCAUCUCCUCGUUAUCAAGAUUUGAAACAAGAAGAAGAAUCAGAAAAAGCAGCUGGUCCAGCAUGUCCUGAAUCAUCUAAUUGUUCAGAAAUUCUUUCAAGUGUUUCAUUAAAAUCUAAAAUAAAAUUAAAACCUCAAAUUUCACGUUGUCAUAGUGCUAUGGAGAUAAAAUCUUCCUUUAAUAAAAAUUAUCCACGUUUUAUAUUAAUAACUGAUCAAGAACAUCAAAUUGAAAGUUGGUAUCAUCAAUAUCCAUUUAUUCUUAGUGAUGAUCUUCUUCAAUCAUUUCAAUCAAAAUCAUUAAAUAAAACUACAACAUUAGCUUAUUUUAUUGAUGAUUAUCAACAAUUCAUAAAUUCAAAUAUAACAACUAAAACAAUUUUACAGGGUAAACCAUUUCAUAUAAAUAAUGAUUGGAAAAAAUAUGAUCUUAUUUUUAUAUCCAAUAAUAUUUAUCAAGAUAUUAUUAUUUAUUUACAAACAAUUAUUAAUUUAAUUAUUAAAUCAUCAGGAAAAAUAAUUCAUAUUUAUCAAAUAAAUCAUCAUGAAGAUUUAAAAACACAAGUUAGAUAUAUAUGUAAACAAUUAAAUCAACAAAUUUUUUCUCAUGUUUAA
Molecule: messenger RNA, 1632 nt
Organism: Rotaria sp. Silwood2
Lineage: Eukaryota; Metazoa; Rotifera; Eurotatoria; Philodinida; Philodinidae
Source: the annotation of a GenBank genome assembly